CAAUUGAAUCGCUAUAGAUCAAAGGAAGAAUUCUCUCUUUUAGUCUUUUUUUUUCCUUUUAUGCUGAGGAGUAAGGACCAACCAUUUCAUUUCAAAGUUUAAACCCGGUUCUCUAGCAUUCACAAAUUGACAUAGUCGACCGAAGGGGGGAGUAAGCCCAAACCGUGGUUUAGUCCACGUGUCAAACCGACGACCUAUUGUGUGGCAUCAAAUUCUCCUCAUCUCUAUGUCUUUCUUUUUGUCAAUGAUCCAGAUUCCCAAUUUCCGAUUGUUCAUAAUUCCUUUCCCCCCAAAUUGCAGGAACACAAGUGUACAGAAUCCUCUAUUCCUCUUCCUCAUUUUCUUCUUCCUUUCAUUAAGAUUCUUGAAACUAUCAGACAAACAAAGAAAGAAUGCUCUCUGAGACCACAGCAUUUAGAUAUUUUUCCACUGUUUCUUCGAUUCCUUCCAUCAAUGAAACUGCUACUAAUAAUAACCAAGCUUUUCCCUCUUCUUCUUUCUUGAAAUUCUGCAAAUUCCCUCCUUUUAAUCCGAAUUCACCGCAUCAUCGCCGCCCUAAAUCUGUACGGUUCGUCGCCAGAGCCUCCGGUUCCGGCCACUUCUUCGCCGACGACGCCUACGGCCCCUUCCCCUGGGAAUCCUCCGAUUCUGGAGACUCCUCCAUGCAAUGGGUUCCUGAAGAAAGAGUCACUUUGUUUACUGCUGAUGGACUUGUGCACCUGGGGGGAAAUUUGGUGCCUCGGAGAACCUCUGUUAGUGAUAAGAAGUUUGGAAAACUGAAGACAUCCCAAAGAUUCCAAAAGUUCCAAGAAAGUGACUAUAUGGAUCCAAAUCAAGUCCUGUGCUUGGGUGCACUGUUUGACAUUGCCGCAACGAAUGGCCUUGACACGGGUAGACGUCUCUGUAUUUUUGGCUUCUGUCGGUCCAUUGAAAUGCUAAGUGAUGUUGUUGAAGACACUGUGUUGGAGCAUGGUGGGGAGGUAUGUCCCUUUUGACUUAAUAGUCUCUCACUUGAGGCUGGAUUCCCCAUAGAAGGCACACAUCUUGUAAUAGAGCUUUAAUCAGUCUUAACUCUGUCUUUGACUUGAUAGUGUCUCACUUGAGGUCGAAAUCCUCGUAGAAGACUUACCUUGUAAUAGAGCUCUGAUCAGUCUUAAUUUUGUCUUCUCCAUAUAUGAUUGCCAAAAAGUGUCUAAUGGUUGGAACUACAGUUGUCCAUUCAUAUCGUAAGAGUUUCCUGAAGUACACCCGGUAGAACCAAUACAUUGAAUAGAAAUUCUAGUUGGUUAAUUCUCAAUGCUUGAUCAUUAACAAUGUUGAAUCCAGGUUGUUGCUGCUGAGAAAGCCAUCAGAGGUGGUUUGCAUGAAAAGCUAACCAUGACAGUUGCUGUACCGCUACUUUGGGGUGUUCCCCCUGCUUCUGAAACACUGCACCUUGCAGUUCGGAGUGGUGGAGGAAUUGUAGACAAGGUAUAUUGGCAAUGGGACUUCCUGUAGGUACUAUUAAAUCCUCUGAGUCUAUCUGACCAUUAUUUGGAAAUGUAUAUAAACUUGUAAUCCUUCAUUGUACAGUACUGCAUUCAAUGUUAAUAUGAUCCGUCAAUUGAUAGUCCCUCUUCAUCUCCAAAAUCUGACUUAAAGGUGGUUCAUUUUGUUAACCUACCUUGACUAUAUUCAGGUUACUUCUAACUGGAGCAAAAAGUAUUUGUAACUCCAUAAUGGAAUCAUUUCUUCUUCUAGGCAUUAUAAUUUA
Oldenlandia corymbosa var. corymbosa is the source of this 1753-nucleotide messenger RNA. The record is from the annotation of a GenBank genome assembly. NCBI's taxonomy places the organism in Eukaryota, Viridiplantae, Streptophyta, Magnoliopsida, Gentianales, Rubiaceae.